CGUUUCUGUGCACGAAUUUAUUCGACAACUAUCGGUAAAUAUCUAAGUACACAUAAUACCGCAUUUAAGACUUUUUCGUAUUUAUCUUUUAUUUUUGCUGCUAUUCACUCAAUACAAUGUUUUGUUCUCGUAAGAGAACCUAAUUAUCAAUGGCAAACAGUGAUGGAGUUCAAUGAAUGUCGACCAAAUGAGGUAUUGGACCCGGUUGAUUUAGAGUUCUAUUCGGCAAGAUCUCGCACACCGAGUCCUGCGCCUGUGCUUACAACUAACGUAUGUUGCGACUUGGAGGACAUAUUGAGCGACGCCAUAUCAGAGUCCCUGCAAGGUUCACUUAGAGUAAGCCGAAGCCAGUUAAUAAAUCAAGAACUAACAAUAAGACCAGAAGCGAACAUAGAGUCAAACGUACCAGAAGAGCUGGACCUAUACAAAGUUAUAUUUGAAGUUGAAAGUGAUACAGAAGCAAAGAUGGGUGACCUAGAUGGUGCUACAACGGCUGUUAAAAAUGACACUCCUAAAGGCCAGGACUCAUGCCGUUUGGUCGGCGGGUCAAAGUUCUACGAGAUGCUGGAUGGGUCGCAGGCUGCGGACACCGCCACGCCCUCGCCCACAGAGAAACAAGACCACAUGAAACCUAUCGAGAGCGAUGAUGAAGUAUCAGAUGUUGAUCAAGACUGCACUGUGUUCUGCGGUGUGAGCUACCUUGGUGCGCAGAACAUCGCCGACCCUAAAUCGGAGCAGGACAUCCAGCGCAUCAUGCAAGAGCUCAGUUCCAUGCCGGAGAACAGAGAUGGCAUCGCUGUGUCAAUAUCUAUACCGGUCUGCUCGCAGGGACUUGUCGUUCUGUACCAAGCGGACAGCAAUAGCGUGAUGACGCGGUACGCGGUGAACCGCAUCUCGUUCUACGCGCGCGGCGCGGCCGGCUCGCCCGUCGCCUCCUGCUUCGCCUUUACCUGGUCUCACGGCGAGACCAAGGAGUCCGCCGUCUACCGCUGCCAUGUCUUCCGUUGUCAUAUCGCGGAAGCCGUCAAUCAAGUUUCCAGUUGUUUUGCGAAAGCAUUUGAACGUAUUCCGCGGUCAAUGGCUUCGUCGUUGGUAGGCGAGUUGAGCGCGGCGCCGUCGCUGACGGGCUCGCUGACGGAGGCGGUGGGCCCCGCCCCACCCAUGCAACUCAUGCACGUGUUAGAGUGCACUGUUGAUCUGAAAGAGACGGAUGCGAAGGGUACAUACAGCCACGUGCCAAAGGAACGUCUCGGCUUCAAGUUGCGCGGUGGCAUUGACAAGCAAGUCACCAUCAAUGUGCAGCAAGUCACCAACAACGUGCAGCCAGAGAUGGAUGACUCGCAGAUGUCGUACACCGGGGGGUUGUAUAUAGAAAGAUGCUUUGGUAUUCUACUGGCUCCCGGACGCAGCGUCAAACAUUCUGAUAUGAGAUUACUUGAGAUGAUUAUUUGCAGAUUGGUUAUAGAAACCCCAGUGAAAGUUUACCCGCCAACAGAAAGAUUCUGGUACUAUUCGAAGCGACCUCUGGUGCAACAGUUUUAUAUCAACUUGAAAGAGUCACUAGACGCUCUCGGGCAGUUACAAUACGAGGUAGCGAGUGUGGAAACUUCUGGAGAGUUGGACAGAUCUCGUCUGAACCUUCCGUUGUCCUUGUCUAACUUGUUGCCGUCUCCCUUGUCCAGUGCGCCCGCGCCGCCUUCACCAUCGGAACCUGAUUCUGAUGGCGAUGAACCAUUGUUGAGUGGUACUGGCGAAGUGUCCAAAGAUUGUGGUGUUGAUGUACUCGAGAAUUGGGCGCAAGUGCUCAGGAAUUGGAUUGGUCCCCGUCCGCGUGCGCUGAGCCAGCUGGUGCGCGUGGGCGUGCCGGAGGCGCUGCGCGGGGAGGUGUGGCUGCGGCUCGCUGGAGUAGACCAGAACGAUAAACUCAUGGAGACAUAUAGGACACUCAUCAGCAAGGAGUGUCCGUUCGAGGCGGUGAUCCAGCGCGACAUCGCGCGCACGUUCCCGGCGCACGACUUCUUCCGCGAGGCGGGCGGGCUGGGGCAGGACUCGCUUCUGCGCAUGGCGCGCGCCUACGCCGUCUACGACCACGAGGUCGGCUACUGCCAGGGACUCAGCUUCCUCGCCGCCACGCUGCUGCUGCACAUGCCGGAGGAGCAAGCAUUUUGUCUGCUGGUGCGUCUGAUGUACGGCUACGGACUGCGCGAGUUGUACAAAGAUGGCUUCGAAGCGCUCUACAUGAGGUUGCAUCAAUUGGAUAGAUUGAUGGAGGAGCAACUGAACGAUCUUCGAGCUCACUUCCAAGAGCUAGGUGUGGAGCCGCACAUGUUCGCUUCCCAGUGGUUCCUCACAGUGUUCACUGCGAGGUUUCCUUUGCCAUUGGUGUACCACAUCCUGGACGUGUUCCUGCUGCAAGGCAUGGACACGCUGUUCCAAGUGGCGCUGGCGCUGCUGUCGCGCUCCCGCAAGGACCUGCUGCAGCACGACUUUGAGGGCGUGCUCAAGUACUUCAGAGUUACAUUGCCGAAGAAAUGUCGCGCGGAGGAAUCAUCCCGUCAAAUAGUGAAACUGGCUUGCAGUAUUAAAGUGAAGCGGCUGCAAAAAUAUCAACUGGAAUACGAGAAGUUCAUCAAAGAAUCAGCAGAGAAGGAGAAGAUAAAUGUAGAACUAGAAAGUCUGAAGGUGAGCUGUGCUCAGCUGCAGCAGGAGAAGGAGGCACUGGAGUCACAACUGACACAGAAUCGCAGCGCACUAGAGGAAAUGCAAAAGGAGUCUGUGCACUACGCGGCUGUCGCGCGCGACUACCGCGAGAUCUGCGCGCGGCUCGACAAGCAAGUGCAUCAAAUGCAGGAAUCCGUUAAAAACUGUGUAAACUGCAGCGUCAAACUCGCACAGAAAGAUAAUAAAGAGGAGAAAUAUAUAAAUAAAAAAGACAAAAAAAUCAUAAACAGUAAUACUCUGAUAUUACUAAGUCUUAAUAUUAAUAUAGUGGUUGUGGUCAUAUAUUCUUAUUUGCCUAUUUAUUUUCAGGAGCUAAGCCACCAACUGAAUGCGGCCCUCAACGAGAUGCAGAUGAACCAGAAGCAGUCGGUGACGCCGUGGCUCGUGCGCACGCUCGGUUCCAUAAUGGAGGCAGCUCAAAACCGACCAUCAUUCCAAACAUACUUACCUAACGCGAAUCAAGAAGCAACAAUCCAUAGACAAGGCUCUCUAACUAACGUACAAACGCAGUCUCAUUCCGUAGACAGGCGCGUCUCCGAGCCAUACAGCCCUGACGUAGUUCGGAGGAAGAAAGAUCUCAAUACAAAACGACACUCAAUGCUCGUAGAGUCCAAUAUCACCAAAGAGGCAAAGGAACUCAACCGACGGAGCCACCAUGACGUCACAAUUGUCAAAAACCUGUCAAUGGGUUGACGUAAGCGUUCCGUUUCACAGUCAUGUUAGUGCCUGUAAAUAUUGUUUACCCGCCACAGGGCACGCUUCACCCGAGCGUCAGGGUUGCCAGAUAAAAGACGUAGUAUAAAAUGUAUAUUUUACUAUUUUUAGGCUUUACGCACCGGUUAUCCUAGUCCUAAUAUAAAGCUUUCUCUUUAGAUACAAAAAGAGUUGUCCACGCAAGAUCUGGUAACUCUGAGUGUCAUAGAUUAAACAAUUACCGAAGAUAUGAAAAUUAUUAUGAAUACUAUUUUGCAAUAUAAGUGCACAUACCGCUAGUCAAUACGGUUAAAUAAUAUUGGUUGUAUAUGUUUGUUUUCCUAAGAAAGUCGGAUUAUGAGUUUAUUUUGUAAGGGUUUUUAUUUAAAAAGUAUCAAAGUAAAUUGAUUUAUUUCAUUCAAAAUUGUGAUUUCAUAAAAAUCAGUAUUAAAAUUUUCCAAUUUGCAUUUACCGUGCUUUGUUCAGUGUUAGUGCUUGGCUUCAGGUGAGAAAAAUUUUCAUUGAAAACUAGAUGUUUUAGAGGACAUUUAUAAAAAAAAAUAACUUUGUCUAUAGUCCACUAAUAUCAAUGUAUAAUGUAUUUUAAUGUUACGGAUCAUACGAAAUACCUUCUCAUUUUUUUUUAUUUUUUCUUUUAUAUUGAA
Papilio polytes (common Mormon) is the source of this 4079-nucleotide messenger RNA. It is a transcript of the gene GAPcenA, whose product is annotated as rab GTPase-activating protein 1-like. Lineage: Eukaryota; Metazoa; Arthropoda; Insecta; Lepidoptera; Papilionidae. The record is from RefSeq and is a predicted model, not a curated record. The transcript is spliced from 23 exons. Bases 163 to 3414 code for a protein of 1083 amino acids.